AUGCUGGGCUACGACAACGUGGUCCAGAACCCGUGUUUCAAACCAAUGGGCCCACACUCCAUGGAGCGCGAGAUGGGCCGAGUGCAGCGUGCCGGGGGCGGGUUCAAUCGGGCAGGCGGGGCGGACAGGGUCAUGGUGAACCGGUCAGGCCCAAAUGGCCAAACCGGAUCGAGCUGGGUCAAAGGCGGUCGGACCAGGGCUGGGUGGACCGAAGCCGAUCGAACUGGUGACGAGUGGACUGUUGAUGGUCGGCCCGGGGCAGGGUGGACCGAGGAGGGUCGACCGACAGCGACCGAACUAGGGCCAGGUGGACCACCAAUGGCCGAACCAGGGUGGGCCGAACCACAAGCGAACCCCACCAGUUCGGGUUGA
Molecule: messenger RNA, 372 nt
Organism: Linum trigynum
Lineage: Eukaryota; Viridiplantae; Streptophyta; Magnoliopsida; Malpighiales; Linaceae
Source: the annotation of a GenBank genome assembly